Molecule: messenger RNA, 8686 nt
Organism: Porites evermanni
Lineage: Eukaryota; Metazoa; Cnidaria; Anthozoa; Scleractinia; Poritidae
Source: the annotation of a GenBank genome assembly
AUGGCAGGCAUGAAAACAAUCAUUAUUUUCGUUAUCAUGUUCCCAGUCGUGAUGAUAACACAGGAAGGUGUAAAUCAUGGAGGUAACGACUAACAACUACGACGUCUCUAACAAAUUUAAUUGCGCACCUGCGGAUUGUCGCCAUUUUAUUUCAGCAUCCUGGUUUGUAAUUUUUCCUUGGAAUAAGCUGUCAUCAUAAGAGAAAUUGAAAACAAUUUACUGAUGCAAAAUUUUUUUUUGGGGGGGGGGGGGGGGUAAACAAGAUGUUUUAUGGGCGGUGUGAAAACGGUGAAUAUGUUAACAACUUCAUUUACUUGAGUUUUUUUGAAAUUUUACACAUUAAAAAAUGUGCGACCAAUAUUUCGCAAGCUUUCUUUCGUUAGGUGUCCAUUCAUGAAUUCCCUUGCACUUUUGUUUUCUUCUCUAAUGGAUUUGAAAUAAAUUUACAUUUGAGGAUAUCUUGCUAUACAGUCAAACACCUCUUUAAGACGGACAACUCUCUGGUGUUGGCCCCUGUCAUUGUCCAGUCAUUUGACUGUAACUAUGCUCUCUACAAGACGGAAACCUCUCUUAAGACGGAGCACGGACACUUUUAAAACCGUCAACGGUCCCUUGAGAAGUGCUUUAGGUAAUGAAAAAUACCGCAAAACGGAAAUGUAGGUGCACUAAAUGACAGGUAAUUGCAAUUAGGGUAAGCAAAUUAAAUAUUCAACUACAAUACGCGCCUUCUUACGUACAGCUCGUACUGUAUUUUAUAUAUCAUAGUCUCCCUUUUGUCUGGUUACGCAGCGCUCCUUGAUAUCCUAAACUGAGAUACUAAUAAAAGCUAAUAGAUUAUUUACUACCGUUCCAACCCCUUGAUCCAGUUCUACAUGGGGUAGCACUUCACUUCCAAUAUGGACCCCCUAGUUGUUGUUGUUGUCAUUAUUAUUAUUACUAUUAUUAUUUAACACUUAAUGAAUGAGGCGGAGUAUUUUAUGAAGAAUUAUGGCGAUCGAGGAGGGUAGGAGGGUACGGCCUCGACGGAUAACACCCUCCGAGAUCUCCAUAAUUCUUCAUAUGAUACGAAAGCCGAAUUCGAUAAUUGUUUUAUCAUUCAUUCAAAAUAUUUCCUUUUUUAAAAACAUAGCUAAAACAUGCUCACCUCCAUCCAUCUUAAGUUCAUCUUCGAUAGACUCAUAGUGCACGUUUAGGGUUGUUCAGCUCCGCAAAUAUUCUCCAAAUAGCAGAUAACGCUCUUCGAGUUGUAUUUUUGCUGUGCUUGCCAUGUUUUUAACUAUUAUUUAGCCUAGUUCUUACUCUUGAAACGAGUGAAAUGUCCGCCAUUUUUGUUUUCACAACCAAAACAACUCAACCUCGUCCUCAGGUCUUCUCAGUUAACGGUGCAUUAACCUGCAAGAAAGCUGCAUUUUUGACGUCAUCGGUUGAUUAAUCGCAAACUUCUUCCAAAUUUGGUCAUCAGUAGCUGGUUAUGGUGAAUUUUUCGUAUGCUUUUAGCCAAUCAGAAUCGGGGAAAUAUUUUGAAUGAAUAAUAAUAUUAUUUCAUCGUCAUGUUCUGUUAAUAAUAAUUCACUAGUAAUAACCAAAGGUCACGGAGUGCGGGCGACAACGAUCGAAGCGGUCAAAACGCUUUUGCUCCAUCGCUGUUCUUUGCGUAAGUUUCACGUGACAGAUAAUCAAAACACGCGUAAUUAAGUUACGAGUAAUACAAGGUCUAAACGGGCGUGAUCAAAUUACGUUCUGUGCAUUCCAUUCAUUCUUAGUGGAAGUCCAAACUAAUGCUGGCUACAUACAUGCAACGCAUGCGCAAUAGCAACCUGAAGAUUAGGAUUGCGGGCUCCUCUUGUCGCCCGCAAUUACAAUUACAGUGAUUGUUAUAUUUAUUAUUGUUUUGCAAAGUUGAUAAAAUGCCGUUAGCUUAUGGAUUGAAAUUUACUGUUCAUAUGUGUUGCUGCUUUGCAGUUUGUCCUGUUCCGAUGACUAAAGAAGAAGAGGAGUAUAUUAAACAGCGGGAAAGGAGCAGAGAGUUAAUGGAAGAGAUCGCCAGAGAAAUUGAAAUCACCUGCUUAGGUAAGUUAAAAUGAAUUUAAAAAAAGAAUGAUAAUAAUAACAACAACAAUAAUAAAAACCUUAGAUGAGAAAGUCUUUCCGCGUAGGUUACAAACCAUUUUGUAUAGUAUACCGCUUUAGGACAGUUGGGAGUGUUCUCUUUGGAACAAUAUGUAGAUUUUGCAUUUUUAAAGCCACUUACCCUCUUUGUUUAAGGCAAUUAGUUGGUAAGCAGCGAAUCCAGGAGGUUAGACUUACAUACACUGCAAGGUAGCCAUUUCGACUUUUGAAGGAGGAUCAUGGGGUUAUAUCCCAUUAGCUCAGGAAAGGCUGGCCACACCACAGGGACAAAGUCCCCUACCCUUUCCGAACAGUGGUGUGGGUUCUUGUACGUCUCACAAGAACCAGAUACGUCCUGUGGGACCUACGGCACCUUAUCCUUCCUUAUCCGAGAAGAUUAGAAAGUCUUACCUCUAGCAGAUGUCAUUACAAAGGCAGCACUUUCUUCUGAUUUUUUCUCAGUUAUUUACGGAGCAGCCUUAGUGUUGGUCCGGCCGGGGUAUGAAUCCGCGACCUCCAGCUCAGCAGAUCGGAGCUCUCCCGACUAAGCUCGUUUAAAAACGUGGCACACUGCUACCUUAUUAUGGAAAUCCUGACUAAUCCUGUCAGAGUCAUGGACAAAUAUUUUGGGCAAAAAUCCACUGCCAAUUUCCCUAUUCGAAAAUCUUUAUGGUAUUAAAUAUAUAGACUUGGAAUUUGAUGGUAACAUUUUUGAAAAAUGAUUUCUAGUUCAUGAACCAUUUUGUGAGAAGUGGGUAAAAACUUCGUAGCAAACAUGAGACUUCAAAGGACCGUUAUUGUAUGGAGCGUUAUAUUAUUGGGCGCUUAAACGGUCGUGGUUCGGAAGAAAUCGAAAACGAAACUGUAUGCAAAUACGAAGCCUUUCUCCCAAGUUAUUAACCCCUCCAGGAUUUUAUGGAUUUCCUUUAUUACCUUUUUAUUGGAAAAUGCGAAAAGGAUUUGUAAAACUGUUCUCGUGAACAGUGUUCGCUUUUUUUUUCCUGCUUGUUAUGCGUGCGCUUGCGAGACAACUGAGCUUGAAAAUAGUUCAAAUCCUUUCUAGUAUCUCCUCACCCCUUCUCGCGGCUGAAUAGUAAAAAAAAUGAAUGAAAAUAACUUAGCUAUGAAAGUAAAACUUGCCGACUAGUAGCAGCGGAGCUCAGAAUAAACGUUAGCGCAAACGAAAAAGAAGCAAUACCGCUCGUGGCAAGAACAAUUUUCCAGCGCUGACGAUGGCAGUCCAAAAGCGCGCGAAAUACUAGAACUUGCAUGCGUAGCUUAGCAACACGAUAUGAUAACAAGCCCUAAAGAGAUGCAAUAUUUCUCGAUCGGAGUAUUGAGACCAACGUUUAAACGUUUUCUAAAUGAAUUUUAACCAAGAGAUCAUGAUAUCAGCAGUUGUUUGAGCUAAAAAAAGAAAAAUAAAUACAUUUAAUCAAUUAAACAACUGUUUAACAACUGAAAGAGUGAAAACUGACUUUAUAGGUGAAAACGUUUAAGUCAAGGGAACUAACCUCAACUUCCUGAUUUGUAGACGAGUGUGAAACAGGACAACAUAACUGCCACGAUGAUGCAGAAUGCACCAACACCAAGCGUUCCUUUAAGUGUACUUGCAAAUCAGGAUAUUUUGGGGAUGGUGUCAACUGUGAAGGUAGCAUAAUAUGGAGCCUAAACGAACAGGAUUUUAUCAUAAGUCACAUAUGCUAUUCCAUGCCAAACAGAAUAGGUAGAAGAAAGGAAAGGUAGAAACCUAUUUUCAUAUUCAGUCAGUGGUAUGCCACAGGUUGUAUCUAAGAAAAAAAAUUCUGGCGUUGGUACGUGUAAAUUUGUGGCCUCCAAUUUGCCCACAGAAAGCUUUCCAUCUUGACUCAACUACACAAUAGCAACAACCAUAAUUAAAAAGCAAAAAAGUUUUUUGAGAGCCAACCCUGAAAUGCUCGUAUGUUAACACAGCAAUAACACAAAUAACUAAUUGUUUUCACAAAAAAACAAAAAAAAGUGCUAUAACUAGCUGGGGGGGGUGGAAAAGAAUCCCGAAAUAUGAACACAGGCUUAAUGCCGGUUAGGGAGCAGGUAUAAAGCCCAAUUUUAACCGUAACCGUUCGGGUGAAUAUUUGAGACCCUCUAAAAAAGAAAAAAAGUUUUUUGAGAACCAACCCUGAAAUGGUCGUAUGUUAACAAAAAAAUAACAAAAAAAACUAAUUUUUUUCAAAAAAAAAAAAAAAAAGUGCUAUAACUAGCUGGUCGAGCUCGAACUGCAUCCUCAAUUAUGAACACAGGCUUAAUGCCGGUUAGGGAGUUUGUAUUAGGCCCAAUUUUAGCGGUAGCCGUUAGGGUGAAUGUAUGAGAACCGCUAAAAUUGGGCCUGAUCUCAGGUUAGGGACAGCUGACCUAAGCCUACAUUGAGACUAAAUACAUAAGUUAAGGAACAGGUGCAAAACGGCGCUAACCGUACAAAUACAUAAAAUAAGAGAACUGCCAGGGCUGGGCUCUAAAGCAUUGCAUUGCUAUAUCCCUCAUUCUGAAAAGGCAUAAGAAUCGAACUGAUUCAGUUUGAUAAUUCAGCAUUUAAUCUUGAUUUCCAGACAUAGACGAGUGCAAAACAGGAAAACACAACUGUGACGUCACUAGAUGGUGCUAUAACACUAAAGGAUCCUUCGACUGCCCUUGCAGGGAAGGUUAUUCUGAAAAUGGAGAAAAUAAAUGUACAGGUAACACUUCAGGAUCCCUUAAUUGAAAGACUCAUAUAUUUCGUAGCCACGUCUCUUUCAAAUCAAUUUCCUCAGCUCCAAGGUGGUUUUUCACUAAAUUCGCCUUAAUUUAAGUCUCGUUAAUUUCCAUAAUACCUUUUACUAGUACUGAUAGCAGGGCAUUAAGUUCCCUUAUUUUUCAUUCGAAAUAUUUCCCCAAUUUUGAUUGGCUAAAAGCACAUGCAUAAUUCACCAUAACCAGUUACUGAUGACCAAAUUGGAAGAAUUUUGUGUUUAACGAGGAAAUGACGUCAAAAAUGCAGCCUUCUACAGGUUAAUGCACCGUUAACCGAGAAGACCUGGGGACGUUAUUGAGUUGUUUUCGUUGUAAAACCUAAAAUGGCGGCCACUUCACUCGUUUCAAGAGUAAGAAGUUAACAGCAGGAACUAGGCGAAAUAAUGGCUAAACACAUAGCAAAAAAGGCAAGGCAAGGGCGACAUCUGCUAUUUGGAGAAUAUUUGCGGAGCUGGACAAACCUAAACGUAAACUAUCGAAGAUAAACUUAACAUCGAUGCAGGUAAGCUUGUUUUAGCUAUCUUUUUGAACUAGGAAUUAUUUUGAAUGAAUAAUAAAACAAAAUAACUUAAGCCGAAAGCAUAGUAUACUUCUUAAUACCUCUAGAGCCUCCCACAAUAGGCGGAGCCGAAUGCCGGAGCUGCCUAUUGUGGGAGGAGCUAGAGGUAUUAAGAAGUAUUCUAUGAGUCGCUCAUUUAUUAAUUGUUAAAUAAUAAGUCAGGUACAUUAUUUUAAUUCUAAUAGGCCAUUUUCAAGUUGACUCGAACUUCUGUCUUAAGACGAGGCGAAAUGCGAAGCCUUUUAAUAAGGAAACUAAUUUCAAAAGAGAAAGGUGUAAGGAAGACCUCGUUUUGAAAAUUAGGGUUUUUGGAACUCGGAAAAUAUAAAUAAAUAUUGAAAUAUUAAAAGCCUGAAAUGGCUAUUAUGGUAGGCCACAGUUACUUACAGCGAAAGAAAAAUUCAAAAAUCCAUUUAUUCAGUGCCUGACUUCUUAAUUGCAGAUAUAAAUGAAUGUGAAACAGGAAAGCACAACUGUGGUACAAACACUACUUGUAAAAACACUAAAGGAUCCUUUGUGUGCACCUGCAAGCCAGGGUACUCUUUGAAUGGAGUUAGCUGCACAGGUGAAAACAGUACCUUGGUCUUCUUUAUAAUAUGCCACAGGGUAGUAUGCUGCUUCGUUCCUAGAAUUACAGUUUGUUCUUUUAAGGAGAAUAAUAAGUAUCGAAAUGCUCUUGCAUACUGCUAUAGUUUGUGAUUUGCAGUAUCUGUAUGCAAUUUUAGCCUCAGUUAUACAUGCUUGAGAUCUUUACAUUUUUGAUGUUUAUUAUAAUUGUAAUUGUCUUCAUGCACGAUUGCGAUGUCCGCUCACGCAUUCACGCUGGCUGAGACAGUUGCUUUUAAAAAUCAGACCAGUGUACACAAUUCCGUCAGUUUUGUUCCGCUCCACCUACAGAGUAUGAACAGAAACGUGUCUUUUUUAUUCCACCUUCUGAUGGCAGUUUUUUCCUCAGCUGGGAAGUCGUUCUGCAUUCUCCUGUAUCUUGCUUCCUUAGGUUUCGCUAAUCCUCUAUCUAUACAUAUAAUGUUAUUUCUUCAUUUAUCACCGCUUCAGUAUACUUAUCUUUUUUCUUCUCAGUACAACCUCCAGGAAAGCUCUCUCUUCUGACCGUACCCAGUCCUAGAAAAUAAAAGGUUAAGUAAAUCAGUUUUGAUGAUUCAGUCCUGCACCUGUUUUGCAGACGUAAACGAGUGUACAACAGGAGAGCACAAAUGUGACGCUAAUGCAGACUGCAAUAACACUGAAGGAUCUUUCGAGUGCACUUGCAAGGCAGGGUAUUCUGGGAACGGAGUUUACUGCACAGGUGAUUAUAUUUUAGUAGAGACUUGAACCGUCUUAAUGUUAAGGCUAUUUCAAAAUCAUUUGUUUCGAGUUCACGCGUUUGAGUUUGUAGAAUCCAAAUCUCCAAAUGUACAAAUAAGAGUUUGAAGUCUAGCCUCAUCGACAAAGUGAUCCUUGUCAUAAUUAACAAUCACCGAAUGAGGCUGAGUAGAAUGUAAGGAAUUUUGUAGAACGAAGAGGAUGAUAUCCUCAGUCCUGGGGUAACUCAAUCCAGCUCCAUCGAAGUAACAUCUUAUCAAUCCACUGAAGGCGUCACUUCUCUCAAUAGAGAUGGCUGGCUGGCCGGCUGGCGGGAUGGAUGGAUGGAUAGAUGAAUGGAUAGGUUUAACAAAGUAAUCAAAUUGCAGCCGGCAGGCUGAAUUUCUGAGUUAUUCACAAUACUAUAAAAGGUAAAAAAUAACGGUAAAAGACUAAUUACAGUUUUUUUGACUAGGAAUAAUGACAAAACAAAAAUUACAGAGAAAAAGAAAAAUAACGAAAUGACACAUUAACCGACACGACCGCACAUAACUGAUAUGAACGACUUUUUGAAGCGGUUUGUGCAAAAGCGAGACAUGUCAUACUGUCUAUUAUUAAUACAGCUUAAUACACUGAUGUUGAAUGUAUCAAGGAGGAUGGAGGCUGGGCCGACUAAUUAAGUUGGGAGGGUUGUGUGAGGCGAGGAAAACAGUUUGAAGUGGUAUGCGAGGAAUUCUUGAGACGUUUUACUGUAGGGGGUAAGGAUUACUUGGAACAACGAGCUGAAAGUCGACAGUUUUCCAGUCUCGAAAGCAUUGCAUUGCUAACUCUGAUUCAAUAGAUAUAGAACUGAAAUAGAACUGAUUCAGUUUGAUUAUUCAGCAUUAAAUCUUGAUUUCCGGACAUAAACGAGUGUAACACAGGAAAACACAACUGUGACGUCACUAGUUCAGUGUGACAUAACACUAUAGGAUCCUUCGGAUGUGCUUGCAAGAAAAGUUAUUAUGAAAAUGGAGAAGAUAAAUGUACAGGUAGCACUUCAAGAUCCCUUAAUUGAAACACUCAGAUAUUUCGUAGCCACGUCUCUUUCACAUCAAUUUCCUCAGUUCGAAAGUGCUUUUUCGCUAAAUUCGCCUUAAUUUAAGUAUCGUUAUUUUCCAUAAUACCUUUUACUAGUACUAAUCGCAGAGCAUUAAGUCAGGUAUAUUGUAAUUCUAAUAGGCCAUUUUCGAGUUGACUCGAGCUUCUGUCUUAAAAUGAGGCGAAGUGCGAAGCUUUUUGAUAUGAAACUUAAUUUCAAGGAGAAAGGUUUGAGGAUUGUCCUCGUUUUGAAAUGAAAAUUGAUCGCAUGAAAUGGCUAUUAUGGUAGGCCACAAUAGAGUACUAAAGUGAUGACGUCAUAAAAAUGAAAUUUCUGAAAUUAUGGGAUUUGUCAGGAUAUUCUGAAAGAUCAAUGUCCAAGAGGCCUACUUGCCAAAAAUGAGCAUUUCGGGGCAAAUUGUCUCUGAGAUCGUAGCCCAGUUAUACUCAGAAAACUCCAUACAAACCCUUCUAAUUUUUUUUUGGGUCGACCCCAAAAAAAUUUAGAAGGGUUUGUAUGGAGUUUUGUAAGCAUAACUGGGCUACGUUCUCAGAGACAAUUUGUCCCCAAAUGCUCAAUUUUGGCAAGUUGGCCUCUUAGACAUUGUUCUUUCAGAAUAUCCUGACAAAUCCCAUAAUUUCAGAAAUUUCAUUUUUAUGACGUCACACUUUAGUACUCUAUAAUUGCUGUGAAAAAAAAAAAAGGAAAUUAGUUUUGAUCAUUCAGUGCCUGACUUCUUUUUUGCAGAUAUAAAUGAAUGUGAAGCAGGAAAGCACAACUGUCAUGCAAAAGCUAAUUGCCAAAACACUAAAGGAUCCUUUGUGUGCACCUGUAAGCCAGGGUAUUCUGGGGAUGGAGUUAACUGCACA